AUGACCGAGCUCAAGUCGCUGUCGGGGGACGCGUACCUGGCGCUGAGCCACGGCUACGCCGCGGCCGGCCUGGCCUACGGGGCUGCGCGCGGGCCCGAAGCGGCCCGCGGCUACGGCGCGCCGGGUGCGGGCGGCGACCUCCCCGCGGCCCCCGCGUCGCGCAGCCCCGCCAGGGCGGCCGAGAGCAGCGGCGAGCAGAGCGCUGACGAAGACGACGCCUUCGAGCGGCGGCGGCGGCGGCGUGGGCCCGGGGGCUCUGGGGACGCGCGGCGCCGGCCCCGGGAGCAGCGCUCGCUGCGGCUCAGCAUCAACGCGCGCGAGCGGCGGCGCAUGCACGACCUGAACGACGCGCUGGACGGGCUGCGCGCCGUCAUCCCCUACGCGCACAGCCCGUCGGUGCGCAAGCUCUCCAAGAUCGCCACGCUGCUGCUGGCCAGGAACUACAUCCUGAUGCAGGCGCAGGCCCUGGAGGAGAUGCGGCGCCUGGUGGCCUACCUCAACCAGGGCCAGGGCCUCGCCGCGCCCGUGGCCGCCGCCGCGCCGCUCACGCCCUUCGGCCAGGCCGCCGUCUUCCCCUUCUCGGCGGGCGCGGCGCUCGGGCAGUGCCCAGACAAGUGCGCCGCCUUCUCGGGGUCGCCCUCCGCGCUCUGUAAGCACUGCGGCGAGAAGCCCUGA
Jaculus jaculus (lesser Egyptian jerboa) is the source of this 675-nucleotide messenger RNA. RefSeq names its product basic helix-loop-helix family member e23 (gene Bhlhe23). NCBI's taxonomy places the organism in Eukaryota, Metazoa, Chordata, Mammalia, Rodentia, Dipodidae. The coding region runs from base 1 to 675 and encodes 224 amino acids. The transcript has a single exon. The record is from RefSeq and is a predicted model, not a curated record. Gene Ontology annotation, molecular function: protein dimerization activity.